This is a messenger RNA of Pestalotiopsis fici W106-1, 450 nucleotides long. RefSeq lists its product as uncharacterized. Bases 1 to 450 code for a protein of 149 amino acids. The transcript has a single exon. The record is from RefSeq and is a predicted model, not a curated record. Lineage: Eukaryota; Fungi; Ascomycota; Sordariomycetes; Amphisphaeriales; Sporocadaceae.
AUGGCGGCCGAAGGCCUUGGCUUGGCUGCCUCAGUUGCCGGCCUUGUGUCGUUAGGCUUGCAAAUCACCGGUGGCAUCGUCCAGUAUCUCGACGCCUUGGACCGACGCGAAGACGACCUAGCUCAUGCUAGACAGCAAAAUCAGACUCUGACAACUACUCUAUCCGCCCUGGAAACAGUGUCGGCCGGCCUCCAGAAUCAACAUCUAGUGUUUACCGAUACGCUAGUCCAGGAUAUACAAAGGUGCAAACAGGCACUCAGUGAUGCAGAGCGUCUACGCAUUGAGCUCACUGAUGGCAAUAAUGCAACUUGGACAACACGAUUGAGAAACACAAAUAAGAAGUUGACCUACAAGUUCCAAGAGUCCAAGCUUCAGCAACUUUCUCAGCGAUUGCAGCAAACCAACGAAGUCCUACAGCUCACUCUGAAUGGGUUGCAAGUGUAUGUCUAG